Molecule: messenger RNA, 1065 nt
Organism: Triticum turgidum subsp. durum (durum wheat)
Lineage: Eukaryota; Viridiplantae; Streptophyta; Magnoliopsida; Poales; Poaceae
Source: the annotation of a GenBank genome assembly
AUGGCCGCGGAGAACUACUGGAGGUACGCCGACGCGCGGCAGCAGCAGGCCAUGGUGGCGGCUGCGGCGGCCGCGGCGGGGAUGGCGCCAGCAGCUACCGUUGCGCAGGCCGCGACGGCCGCGGGGGGCAUGCAGCAGCACCAGCACCAGCACCAGCAGGCGGCGAUGGCGCAACAGCAGCAGCAGCAGCAGCAGCAGCAGGCGGCCGCGCCGUCGCUUAAGCGCGCGCGCCCAGACUACGGCGAUGGUCCUGGAGGACAAGAGAUGGCAGGAUAUUAUCCGCGGGAAAAUGCAGGUUACCACUCACUUAGAGACAAUGAAGCAAUUGGAGCAUCUUAUGACCGCUACUUACGCAAUGGGAUGCCUUCUGUGGCAGCCAAUGAACCAAGUAGGGCAGUUGUUGGUGCCAUGGGUGGAGGUGCAAUGGUUGGUGGUGGAAUGAGUGGAUAUCCUGUUGAUGAUCGCCGUAUGAUGGGUGUCGUUGGUAUGGACAGCAGAGCCAUGGGGUAUGGUGCAAGACCUGAGCCUCCUCUCCCCCCGGAUGCAUCCAACACUUUGUAUAUUGAAGGUCUGCCUGCAAACUGCACUCGUAGGGAGGUUUCACAUAUAUUCCGCCCUUUUGUUGGUUUCCGUGAAGUGAGGCUUGUCAACAAAGAGUCAAGACACCCUGGUGGAGAUCCUCAUGUCCUGUGUUUCGUUGAUUUUGAUAGCCCUGCCCAAGCUACUAUUGCACUUGAAGCCCUGCAAGGUGAAAAUACUUGUGUUUGCAGAUUUGGAUUAUGUAGUUGUAUAGAUACUCUUAUUUUCAUCUCUGGUAAUAUUCAGUAUCGUAUGUUUUCAUUUUUGGUUUACAUAUUUAUGCAUUCCCCAUUAGUUUCUUCUCAAGCUUGCUUUGAAAUUGGUAAUCAUGAUCAAUUGUCUGUUGUACUUUCUUUUUGCAAUAUGUGCAGCAUAGGUAGAUUGUGCUUUAGGGAUAGUGACCAGUUGACCUUAGCUGGCAUUAAUAGCCAAAAACUCACCUUCCACUGCGCUGCGAUAAUACUAGAAUAUUUAUUCAGACCAUGA